GCCGAAGAACAAGGCUUCUCGGAAUUCCACCUCUACGUCUGCGCUGCCUUCCUCGUCAAAUGGUCCGACAAGCUCGUCAAGAUGGACUUCCAAGAGAUCAUGAUGUUUCUGCAAUCCUUGCCGACGCGCGAGUGGACAGAGAAGGACAUUGAGCUCUUGCUCAGCGAGGCCUACAUCUGGCAGAGCCUGUUCAAGGGGUCCUCGGCGCAUCUGAAAGGGCAGCCGAGCAGUAGGGCGCACUCGUUGAACUUUCAGCUUUGAGCCCGAGCCGAGCCCCUUGAGUUUGAGUUUGAGCUAUCAGUGCAGGGG
Messenger RNA from Neurospora tetrasperma FGSC 2508, 309 nucleotides. RefSeq lists its product as uncharacterized. Lineage: Eukaryota; Fungi; Ascomycota; Sordariomycetes; Sordariales; Sordariaceae. The record is from RefSeq and is a predicted model, not a curated record. The annotation marks the transcript as partial. The transcript has a single exon.